This is a messenger RNA of Debaryomyces hansenii CBS767, 327 nucleotides long. Its product is annotated as DEHA2F00242p. The record is from RefSeq and is a predicted model, not a curated record. NCBI's taxonomy places the organism in Eukaryota, Fungi, Ascomycota, Pichiomycetes, Serinales, Debaryomycetaceae. The transcript has a single exon. Bases 1 to 327 code for a protein of 108 amino acids.
AUGAUUAUAGACUACCAUAUCAUCCAUGAUCCAGAAACUGUGGAGGAUGGUAUUACUUUGAGGUCGGCUAUAGCGGGAUUUUUUUAUAAAAGUGUUGGUGAUGCAGCCGAUACAAAGGCCAGGUUGAUGGAAAUUUUUAGUGUUGCCAGCAGCACCGAUGUAAAAAGUAUUAAAGAACUGGAUCCAUUUUUCAAUGUUCAUCCUAGAGACCCAUCUGGAUCUUCGGGAAAAUUGGAUAGACCUGGGUUUUCAGGCAACUUAGACUCGGUAAAAGAAAAUGACAGUAGUGAUAACUUUGAUGCCAUUGAUGGUAACACAUAUUGUUGA